AUGGCCGAGGUGAUUGAUCUGACCCUCGACGAUGCCGUGGCCGAGGACCCCGAGAUCUUGAUUCUUGAUGAGGACAAUGAACAGUCGCUUACCCCGUCUUCGGGCUGGGCCCAAAGAGGAGAACCGCCGACAAAGAGGCACCGAACUUCAAACGCACAGGGACCGGCCAACCAAGUCACGCCCCACCAGGCGCUGGCACCACCAGCAACUCCCGUGGCCGCUCCCCCCAAGCCUGUGCUUGGGGAUUGCCCCAUCUGUUACGACCAGUUUAUGCCCGACCGCAUCGACAUUGCUGUUUGCUGUGGCAAUGCUUUCUGUACCAAGUGUGCCAACAAGUUGAAGAAGCGCAAGGAAUCAUGCAGUUUAUGUCGCAAGAAAAAGUUCAAGUCGAUCAAGGUUCACGGACUUGAGCCCCGCUGA
This is a messenger RNA of Monosiga brevicollis MX1, 420 nucleotides long. RefSeq lists its product as uncharacterized. The record is from RefSeq and is a predicted model, not a curated record. The transcript is spliced from 3 exons. Bases 1 to 420 code for a protein of 139 amino acids. Lineage: Eukaryota; Choanoflagellata; Craspedida; Salpingoecidae.